GAUAUCAAAGGCUUUCCACACUCUGCACAUUUUGUUUAUACAUAAAUACUUUGACGGUGCGGCAGCUAAUUAAGUAGUAGCCUGUGCUGCAAAAUGGUGAAGAUCACAUUCUACGAGGAAAAUCAUUUCCAGGGCCGCUGCUAUGAGUGCAGCACCGACUGUGCUGACCUGCACUCCUACUUCAGCCGCUGCAACUCGGCGAGGGUGGAGAGCGGGGCCUGGGUGCUUUAUGAGAAACCCAACUACAAGGGCUACCAAUACAUCCUGAGCCCAGGGGAGUACACAGACAACCAGCAAUGGAUGGGAUUCAACGAUAGCGUCAAGUCCUGCCGCGCCAUCAAAAACGUGUAUGGCAACGUGUGGAAGCUGAGGCUGUACGAGAGGCCAGACUUCGGCGGUCAGAUGGUGGAGUGGGCCGAGGACUGCCCCUCGGUCUACGAGGCCUUUAAGUUCCGCGAGGUGUACUCGUGCAUGGUGACCCACGGCGCCUGGGCCUUCUACGAGCUGCCGAACUACAGGGGACGCCAGUACUUCCUGGAGCGCGGCGAGUACCGCCGCCACACAGACUGGAGUGCCGCCACUGCCGCCGUGGGCUCCUUCCGCAGGAUCACCGAGUUCUAGGGCUCUGUGACCUUUGAGCGUGGGAUCGAGUUGUUCUCUGGUCUUAUUGAGUCUGUGUGACAUGAUCCAAUAAAAAAUGAACUAUUUGCAAAUGUC
Molecule: messenger RNA, 717 nt
Organism: Oncorhynchus tshawytscha (Chinook salmon)
Lineage: Eukaryota; Metazoa; Chordata; Actinopteri; Salmoniformes; Salmonidae
Product: gamma-crystallin M2-like
Exons: 3
Coding region: 94-621 (175 amino acids)
Biological process (GO): visual perception; lens development in camera-type eye
Molecular function (GO): structural constituent of eye lens
Source: RefSeq, a predicted model, not a curated record